Molecule: messenger RNA, 1734 nt
Organism: Penicillium cosmopolitanum
Lineage: Eukaryota; Fungi; Ascomycota; Eurotiomycetes; Eurotiales; Aspergillaceae
Exons: 3
Coding region: 1-1734 (577 amino acids)
Source: RefSeq, a predicted model, not a curated record
AUGAGUGGUUUCAGCAAUGUUAUGAAAGGGGGCUGGCACCCCGAAGGAAAAGGUGGCAGAAAGGAGAGCUGGCGCAAUGAUUUCAAGGGCAUCAACCAAGUGGCUGGAUGGAUGGGGAAAGGAAAGGACCCCAAUGAAUCUGAAAAGUCCGAACAUGUCUCCCGCCCAUUAUCGUCUCUGAAGGACCCUGGCUCGUUUGCUCCUCCUCCUACACACAUCAAUUACCAUGGAGCGGCCGCUGUACCCAACCAAACGACUCCAGAUAGGAGUGGUAUCGGGGCCCCGCUCACUCAGAAUCAAGUGGACCAGCAGAAUGCACACCAAGAACAGGCUCUCGCAGCGGAACAGGAAGAAGCGGAGAAACCGAAACCACCUCCGGUCCCAUAUCGGGUGAAUACCACAGGGCUGUCAACAGAGAAUCUGCCCCCUCCGCCGGUUCGACGUCUUGAAUCGCCGAGCUCCGGCUCAUCCACCAACACCGCGGCGGCAUCGAAGCCCAAGCCUUCCCUCCCUCCUCGGGUUCCGCCCCGGAACCUUCCAUCCCAAUCGCAGGACGAUGUCCCGCCGCCUGCCUAUACCCCAGUGGCGCCUCAACAGUCUGACGGAUAUAUCAACCAGGAGGCUACAUCACGCCUCGCCAACGCUGGCGUGUCAGUCCCCGCCUUGGGGAUUGGCGAGGCGAACGGUCAAUCGCAGGCGCAGACCACGGCCGGCGAUGCACCCGUCAAUGAAUUACAAUCCCGCUUCUCGAAUAUGCAAACCGGACCAGCCUCACGAGCUCAUCAAGAUAAGAUCGACAUGGGCAAACAUAAACUCAGCGGCGCAGCUUCAGGGGCGAAAAGGUUUGUCGAUGACUACCGGUCUCCCUCUGCUGCACCGGGUUCUCCUUCUCAUGCCUCUGGUCUUCCUCGAGACACACAGGAGUCGUUACCACCCCCACAGAGCAAACUUCAACAAGCUCAAGCAUUCAAGGACAAGCAUCAAGAUAAAAUCGACAUGGGCAAGCAGAAACUUAGCGGCGCGGCUUCGGGAGCGAAAAGGUUUGUCGACGACUACCGAUCUCCGUCUGCUGCACCUGCUACACCUCCUACACCUGCUUCUCCAUCCCAUACCUCUGGUCUUCCUCGAGACACACAGGAGUCGUUACCACCCCCACAGAGCAAACUUCAACAAGCUCAAGCAUUCAAGGACAAGCAUCAAGAUAAAAUCGACCUGGGCAAACAGAAACUCAGCGGCGCAGCUUCGGGAGCGAAAAGGUAUGUCGACGACUACCGAUCUCCGUCUGCUACACCAGCUUCUCCAUCCCACGGCUCUGGUCUUCCUCCUCGGGAUGCGGAGGAUGCGUUACCCCCUGCUCAGGGAUUGCGGGAGCGACAUGCAGACAAGAUCGACUUUGGCAAGCAGAAAUUAGGUGGAGUGACCUCUCGUUUCAACACGAUGGUCGAGGACCACAAGUUCAACGCCGCGGCGAACAAGCGGAUGCCGCGUCCACCCGGUCCCAGUUCUCCCGCAACCAGCUCGCCCGUUGCUCCAGUCCCAGUCCCAGCUUCCAAUUCCCCGGCCCGGCAGGAACCGGCGCUACGAUUGAGGCUCAAGCCCGUAAGAAGGCGCCCCUCCCCCGCCGCCGAAGAGAGCGGAUAUGCGGGCACCGGCCAGCGAUUCGCCAGGCUCGUCGGCGGCAUCGACACCGCCACCAGUACCACUGAACACCAAGCCCCGCUGAGCGGGAGUUGA